AACAUAGAAAUUAGGUGCAGGAGUAGGCCAUUCGGCCCUUCGAGCCUGCACCGCCAUUCAAUAUGAUCAUGGCUGAUCAUCCAACUCAGUAUCCCGUACCUGCCUUCUCUCCAUACCCCCUGAUCCCCUUAGCCACAAGGGCCACAUCUAACUCCCUCUUAAAUAUAGUCAAUGAACUGGCCUCAACUACCCUCUGUGGCAGAGAGUUCCAGAGAUUCACCACUCUCUGUGUGAAAAAAGUUCUUCUCAUCUCGGUUUUAAAGGAUUUCCCCCUUAUCCUUAAGCUGUGACCCCUUGUCCUGGACUUGCCUAACAUCGGGAACAAUCUUCCUGCAUCUAGCCUGUCCAACCCCUUAAGAAUUUUGUAACUUUCUAUAAGACGGAACGUUUUAGGUCGGGUCUGAAGAAGGGUCCUGACUCAAAACGUCACCUAUCCAUGUUCCCCAGUGAUCGUCUUUGGAGUGUGGGAUGAAACUGGAGCACCCGGAGAAAACCCACGCGGUCACAAGGAAAACGUACAUAAUCGGCAUAGACAGCAUCUGUAGCCAGAAUCAAACCCGAGUCUCUGGCGCUGUGAGGCAGCAACUACACCGCUGCACCACCGUGCCAACACCCCCAGGUUGGACCAUGGACUGAACCGUUACGUGGCCAUCGUGGGAAGGACAAAUAGUCUGAAGUUCGUGUCUCUUUUCUAAACGUUUAUUCCAGAUUCCCACCGGGCUGAACAGAUGUAAUUCCGGUAAAGAUGAAUUCUCCUAGAAGGUACUUCAGUGAGAGACUCCGAUCCAGACUGGGGUCUCUGCUGCUGCUCUCCCUGUGUUACCUGUUGCUGCUGCUCCCAGCCUACCAGAAGAGUCAGGACAUCUGGCAGCUCUACAGCAUGGCGGCCGAUCGCAUGGCGCACCUUCACAACAAGUCUCAGAGGGUCGUUUCAAGCCGCUGCGAGGUGAACUUCAGCCGCACCAGACUCACCGAGCUGUAUCCAAGGAAAGCUCUUGGCAGCGUCCCGGUCUUUGUGGGACGGGGCUCGACCUCACUCCCGGGCGGCGGGAGGUACGAGCCACCCUUUGGGUUCAGAGGAUGCGAGGAACAGCUUCGGGAAACCCUGGAGAUGCUGCCGGAAGCUUCUGGAGGGAUUCCCGGCGAGGAGCUGGCGCUGUCUGGCUGCAGGAGAUGCGUGGUGGUGGGGAAUGGAGGCAUCCUGGGCGGAAGCCGGCUCGGACCGUACAUUGACCAGCACAGCGUCGUUAUCAGACUGAAUAACGGGCCGGUGUCGGAUCACGCACGGGACGUGGGUACAAAGACUACGCUGCGGAUUGCGUACCCAGAGGGUGCUCUCAAGUCUCCCCGGGAUUACGACCCAGCCUCGCUGCUGGUGGUGGCAACGUUCAAGUGCACGGACCUGUCUUGGGUAAAGGCCAUGGUCAGGAAGGAGCCACUGAGCCUUUGGCAGAAGAUGUGGUUUUGGCAAUCGGUGCCCGAUCUGAUUCCUUUGGAACCACACAAUUACCGGAUAUUAAAUCUGGACAUUAUUCGGGAAACAGCGAUGAACUACCUGGGCUUUCUGGAGCCAACCUCCAAGCGGUGGAGAUGGAAACAGAUGGUUCCAACACUGGGAGUGACCUCGGUCGUCACUGCCUUACACCUCUGUGAUGAGGUGAACCUGGCUGGCUUUGGCUACGACAUGCACCACCUCGAUCUACCUCUACACUACUACGAGGCUAUCCGCAUGGAUGCCAUGAACGCUCAGGCUGUGCACAACGUCAACCAAGAGAAGCUCUUCCUGGCCGCUUUAGUGAAGGGGAAUGUCGUCAAUGACCUUACGGAGGGGGUCAACUGGUAGGACAUCUACUCAAAAUCUUGCCAAAUGCGGGCAACUGUGUAGAAGGAAGGAAAUGCAGAUGCUGGUUUACCAAGGAACAAGGCAAAGUGGAUGUGGAGAGGAUGUUUCCAUUAGUGGGAGAGUCCAGGACCUGGAGAGGAGCUCUGACCGCCGGCUCUGCAGUCUGUGGUGCUUCUGGCUGUGGCGAGGCGGGGACUUUAAAUCUUCGACCGCCGGCCUGCGGCCUACACCAUCUUGAAGCUGCGGUCUCCGGUGGGGAGGCACCGAUUCAGGACUUACCUGGACUUAUCUUGUCCGUACAUCUGGAUGUUCGCAGCGGUAACUGCGGAGGGUUGAGGUCCCGACCACGGGGGGAAAUGGAGGAGGACUGGCCAAAUUUUGUGCCUCCCACCGCAGUGAUGAAUGCUGUGGUGGAUGUUUGUGUACAUUUUUAAAAUUGUGUAUUGUGUGUUAUUUUUUUAUUGUACCGCUGCUGGCAAAUUCAUUUCAAUUGCACUUAUGUGCAAGUGACGAAUAAAA
Leucoraja erinaceus (little skate) is the source of this 2362-nucleotide messenger RNA. Its product is annotated as lactosylceramide alpha-2,3-sialyltransferase-like. The transcript has 6 exons. The coding region runs from base 746 to 1843 and encodes 365 amino acids. Gene Ontology annotation, molecular function: lactosylceramide alpha-2,3-sialyltransferase activity. The record is from RefSeq and is a predicted model, not a curated record. Lineage: Eukaryota; Metazoa; Chordata; Chondrichthyes; Rajiformes; Rajidae.